UAAGUAAAAGUUCAGUCCAAAUUUUUUGCCCUUUCAAAUCCAACCCAGUGAUUUAUGCUUUGCCCUUUUCCGAUUCUUCCCCUAAUUACCCAUUGAUUUUCUCUCUGAUUCGAUAUCCAGAUCAGAAAAUUAGCUACGAAAUCGAUAAAGCUUUUCGCGAUACCCAGAGGUGAAACAAAUUGUCACAGCCUAGAAGGGUGCACGGGUGAUUAUGGCAGACUUAGAAAAUUUGCUUCUUGAGGCAGCGGGAAGAACUGGUACUGGAGGAAGGAACCGACAUUCGCUUCCACCAUCUAGAAGGCGACGUGAAGGUUCAUAUUCAGAUGGGGGAAGUGACUCUAGGGAUGAUGAUUCGGAUGAUGAUCAUGGGUAUGCAAGUAGAAAACCGUCUGGUUCACAAGUUCCAUUGAAGAAGAGGUUAGACCCUGCUGAAAGAGAUGAUGAUCAGGGCAGUCAGGAAGAAGGUGAUUAUAAUGAUGCUGGUUCUGGUCGAGAGCGUGACAGCAGUGAUGAAUCUGAUGUUGGUGACGAUCUUUACAAGAAUGAGGAAGACAGGAGACAGCUUGCGCAGUUGACUGAACUGGAAAGAGAAAUGAUUCUGUCGGAACGAGCAGAUAAGAGAGGUGAUAAGAAAUUUACUGAGAAGAUUAGAUCGAAGCGGGAAAACGAUAGGCCUAGCCGGUCACAGAGAGAGACUCCACCUCUUCCUUCUCGUGGAGUGCGGUCAUCGGCUAGAUCUGCGGAUAGGGCUGCUGCUAAAGAUGAUGCUCUGAAUGAGUUGAGAGCAAAACGGCUGAAGCAGCAGGAUCCAGAGGCACAUCGUAAGUUGAGAGAUGCAUCUAGAGGCAGUUCUGGCAACCGGGGCUUAUCACCAGUCAAGAGGAAACCCUUCACUGCAUCAAGUCUAAGUAGCUCUAGUCAGAGUGAGAGUGAAAGCAGGUCUAACAGUGAAGACGAAGGGUCAACUGGGGAUGGCGGAAUGGUUGAUAGUGAGGAUGAGAGGGGCACAUGGGGGCCAAAUGGGCCAACAUUUAAUGACAUUAAGGAAAUUACUAUCAGAAGGUCAAAACUUGCAAAAUGGUUAAUGGAGCCAUUUUUCGAAGAGUUGAUUGUGGGUUGUUUUGUAAGAGUCGGCAUUGGAAGGUCAAAAACUGGCGCUAUCUACAGGCUCUGCAUGGUCAGGAAUGUUGAUGCCACGGAUCCUGAUCGGACAUACAAACUAGAGAACAAGACAACAUAUAAGUACUUGAAUGUGGUUUGGGGAAAUGAAAGCUCUGCUGCCAGGUGGCAGAUGGCUAUGAUUUCAGACUCCCCACCGCUAGAGGAGGAGUUUAGACAAUUAAUUAGGGAGGUGGAGCGAAGUGGAGGCCGGAUGCCGAGCAAGCAAGAUGUGCUUGAAAAGAAAGAAGCGUUACAGAAGGCCAAAACUUUUGUCUACUCAGCAGCUACCGUAAAGCAGAUGUUGCAGGAGAAAAAGUCCAGUUCAUCUAGACCGUUAAAUGUUGCAGCUGAGAAGGACCGACUGAGAAGGGACCUAGAAAUUGCACAAAGCAAGCAUGAUGAUGUAGAGGUUGAGAGGAUUAAGAAGAGACUGCAGCAACUAGAGGCUUCCCGGCAGUCACAGGAGAAAGAUGCCAAGGCUGUUAGGUUGGCUGAGAUGAACCGAAAGAACAGAGUUGAGAAUUUCAAAAAUGCAUCCGGGUUGAAACCUGUAAAUACUGGUUUAAAAGCAGGGGAAGCUGGGUAUGAUCCAUUUUCGAGGAGGUGGACUAGAUCAAGGAACUACUAUAAUGCAAAGGCUCCUGGAGGAGAUGCAGCAGCGGUAGCUAAUGGUGACACAAACGGUGCAAUUGGCAGUGGAAAUGGCAACGAUGCAGGGGCUGCUGCUGCUGAGGCUGGCAGGGCAGCCACAGCAGCUGCCUUGCAAGAAGCUGCAGGUGCGGGGAAAUUGGUUGACACAAAUGCCCCUGUCGAUGAAGGGACGGAAUCUAACAUGCUACAUGACUUUGAGCUUCCAAUCUCAUUGGACGUGCUUCGGAAGUUCGGCGGUCACGAGGGCGCGGUGGCUGGAUUCAUGGCCAGGAAACAAAGGAUAGAAGCAACCGUCGGAUGCCGAGUUCCCGAGAAUGAUGGAAGGAGACAUGCUCUUACCUUGACAGUUAGUGACUACAAGAGAAGAAGAGGUCUCCUUUAGAGUUAAUAAAUAUAUUUAUUAUUUCCAGCUGUUGUUUAAGUGGAAAGUUUGUUCCCAUAGCAUUUCAUCAAACUGCCUUAAACGAAUAUUGUUUUCAUUGUUUUUUAGUGCGAGUAUAUGUAUGUUCUUUUUGGUUUAUAAAAUUAUGGUUUGACUGCUAUAA
This is a messenger RNA of Gossypium raimondii (Peruvian cotton), 2357 nucleotides long. RefSeq names its product protein RTF1 homolog. The record is from RefSeq and is a predicted model, not a curated record. Lineage: Eukaryota; Viridiplantae; Streptophyta; Magnoliopsida; Malvales; Malvaceae. The transcript has 2 exons. The coding region runs from base 212 to 2194 and encodes 660 amino acids. Gene Ontology annotation, molecular function: DNA binding; RNA polymerase II C-terminal domain phosphoserine binding. Gene Ontology annotation, cellular component: Cdc73/Paf1 complex.